AGAUUAGGUAGAACUAAAUUCCUUUUUCUGAAUUGAAAUGCAAUGAUGUAUUUUUCCAUUUCGAUUGGGAUAAAAAACUUGUUUUUAAGUAGCUAUUCUGGUGUUAAUCAUAGUAUAUCUGGAAAUGGUGGUGUGGAUUGUUAUAACUUUAUUUCAUUGGAACAACGUUUUUUAGAUACUUUUAUUUUCACAGUUAUAUUUGGAAUAACUUUAUUGCCAUAUAUCACUCGUAGUUUAUAUUGUCCUCAUAAACUUGAAAUAGAAAAGUUAUGCAUAAAAAGUGUUUCAAAGAGCAUAUCUGGGGUCCGAAAACUCUUGCUUAUUAUUUUAUCCUUUAUCUUCGGAAUUCAAGUUGGGUUUAAAAUACUAAAGGGUGUUUGGCUUUUUUUGUUAAAUCCUUGUCAUGUAAUCACAGGUGUACAGAUCUAUUUGCUUGGAAGUGAACCAUCAAGAACAUCUGUAGCUAUUUUUAGAGUGCACAAUCAUUUACUUUUUGGAACCUUUCUUGCAUUACUUUUUCCUGUUCUAAAUACAUUUGAGAGCAUUGGUGAACAAGUCAUGUAUUGGUUGCAACAUUUAUUGAUUGCAAUUGUUGUUCCUCCGUACCUUAUGUUUGUUGGAGGUGCGUAUAGUUGUGAACCUUUGACAGAUUUAGCUUGGCCUUUUUUGGGAGUUCUUAUAUUCUUUUUUUACAUGAUGUACUUCCUUCAAUCUAUUGCAUUGAUGACACUAGUAAAUUUAAACAGUGUUUUGUGCCCCGCGAUAUCGGAUCCGUUUUACGGACCCUCCUGGCGAUGGUUUGCAAUGAUUCAUCAACCUUUAUUGAUUCUAUCGUUUGGAAAGAUAUAUACUAUUUGUAUUUUUUACAUAUUUAAAUUACUUAAUAUUUCCAGCGGAAAGAAAAAGGAAUGUUUUAUAGAUUUAUUUGAAAAGCUAAAAAAGUCUGAAUGAAUUCGUAAAAGACUUAAAUAUUUCACGACUUGUGUUUGCUUUUUAAUUAAUAUUUUUUUUAAUUAUACAAAUAUAUUCCAUAUACGUCACAGUAUCGUUCUGUUCAAAUCACAUAUUUUAUAUCUUGUUCUACAUUUUUUAUAGCUUAUUUAACUGUUGUAAGGUAAACUGUAGCCAAAAUGUUGUCAAAAUUUACAAAACUUAAUAACCGAUAUUUGUAACUAAAUUUUGAGUUUUCGAGUAGCAAAUUUGUUUGGUUUAACAGUAAAUUUUUAUUUUUUGAAAGUAUUUAUGCCAAAUUUUUUAUAUGGUGUUUCAGUUUACGCUUAUAAAAUUU
This is a messenger RNA of Hydra vulgaris (swiftwater hydra), 1288 nucleotides long. RefSeq names its product transmembrane protein 164. The record is from RefSeq and is a predicted model, not a curated record. NCBI's taxonomy places the organism in Eukaryota, Metazoa, Cnidaria, Hydrozoa, Anthoathecata, Hydridae.